ACCGAGUACAGCGUAUCGAACACCGUCGACGGUCGCACCUGCCUCCGCUCCAGCGCCCCUUCCCGGAUCGCGUCUCUGUUGACGGACAGUAGCACCGGCUGACGAGAAGGGCCAUUGACGGCCGGUCCCCACUGCACCUCCACCACCCCCGAGAACUCCGCACAGGCACCCAACGCACACCCUCUUCCACAUCCAAGCGCACUCUUCCACACCCAAACGCACUCUUCCACACCCAAACGCACACCCUCGUCCACAUGGUCGAGAAGCGCCCCGCCGCGGAGGGCGCCGCCGGCGAUGCCAAGCGCACCAAAGGCUCGGAUGCCAUUGCGGCCGCGAAGGCAAAGGCAGCAGAGAUAGCAGCGCGCUUUGCCGCGAAAAAGGCUGGCCCCGCUGGCGCGCCCUCCGCACAAGCACCUGCGCCCGCUGCUACCGCGGGCAAUGCUCAGGACAGACUGGCAACCCUCAAGGCGCGCAUGGCAGCUAUGAAGGCCAACAGCAGCUCCACCGCGAAGCCUGCGACACCCACGCCGGAGCCCACAGGACCGCGGUUUGCGACAACGUUGGGCAACCGCCGCGCAGAAACGCCGCUCGUCGAUGCCAAGCCCAAAGCUGCUGCGCCAAAGCAGCAGCAGCAGCAGCAGCAGCAGCAGCAGCAGCCGGAUGAAGAGCUCCAGAAUCCAUACUACGACCCAAAGGCUGCCGGCCAGCCCGGUGCGCGGACACGAGUGUCCAAGCCUCUGCAGUUCAACGAGCAUGGCAAGUACCUCGACCAGGCGUCCAAGCUGCGAGCGCAGGGCCGUCUGGAGCAGAUCAAGAAGAUGCUUGCCAAGCAGGCGCGGCGCGCUGGACUCGACGAGAACAGCGAGCGGGGCUUCCUGGUGCAGCAGCCAGCAGACAUCGAGUGGUGGGACGAAGGCAUAUUGAAGGACAAGACGUACGACUGCAUCGACGAGCCUGAAAAGGUCAUGAUCGACACCGACGACUCCAUCAUCACACUCUAUGUGCAGCACCCGCCGCUGCUCAAGGCUCCCCAAGACCAACGGCUAGUCGAAGUCAAGCCGCUGUAUCUCACAACCAAGGAGCAGGCCAAGGCACGGCGAAUGCGUCGCGCAGCCGACUUGAAGGAGAAGCAGGCGAAGAUCCGACUCGGCCUCGAACCACCUCCACCACCCAAGGUCAAGCGCGGAAACAUGAUGCGCGUCAUGGGCGAACAGGCCAUCGCCGACCCCACCGCCGUCGAGAUGCUCGUAGAGACGCAAAUCGCGCAACGUCAGCACGACCACGAGGAAGCAAACGAGGACCGCAAGCUCGACAAAGACCAACGACACGCGAAACUGCAAACAAACCAGGAAAAGGACGCGCAGAAGGGGCUCUACCUAUGCGUGUUCAAGAUCGGUACGCUGGCGUUCGGCAAGCACAGAUACCAGAUCGAUCAGAACGCAAAACAGCACGCGCUCACGGGCCUCACACUCUUCAACCCGGAGCUCAACCUCGUGAUUGUCGAGGGCGGGCUGCAUUCGAUCGAAAAGUACAAGAAGCUGAUGCUGCAGCGCAUCAAGUGGUCUGAGAACGCAGAACCCACGGAGACCCAGCUGGAGAAGCAGGCCAACGAUCCGCAGUGGAUGAAGAGUCUGGAUGCGAACGGCAACCUCAAGGACCACUCGCAGAACAAGUGCACAUUGCUGUUCGAGGGAGAGGUCAAGAACCGCGCGUUCAGGAAGUGGGGUUCCAAGAUGUGCGAGACUGCGGGCGAAGCGAGAGAGGUGCUGAGUAGGAGCAAGCUGGACAGCUUGUGGGCGCUUGCGAAGAGCAUGGACUGAGAGAAAGCCUGAAGAGCAGAUCAGGACAGUCGCUGAACCGAUGAAGAACAGCGGACCGAGGCUUUGACCGUCCCACGAGGCUGAUUACGAUGAUCUACAGGUGUGAGUUCCUCCAGCCCCGCGACGGCGACUCGAGUAGUCCCGGCCCUCAGCUACUCGCGUGCGCUUCUGACAUGACGGGUGUACGCAUGCAUACAUGUGACGUCGUGACUACUAACUACGAAUCUCGUACCCCAAAUAGCCUCUAGUGACCACCCGCGGGAUAUUCACGCAAGUAGCGUGUUGGCGUUGUGCGAGCACGUAUCGCACGCUUUUAUGCGCUAUAAGUACCUCACUUUCCUUCAACCCCUCAGUCCCUAUCACUAACAUCAUUCUCUUCCAAACUAUCACUAACAUCAUUCUCUUCCAAAUAUUAAAAGGUAC
Macroventuria anomochaeta is the source of this 2243-nucleotide messenger RNA. RefSeq names its product PRP3-domain-containing protein. The transcript has 2 exons. NCBI's taxonomy places the organism in Eukaryota, Fungi, Ascomycota, Dothideomycetes, Pleosporales, Didymellaceae. Bases 255 to 1820 code for a protein of 521 amino acids. Gene Ontology annotation, biological process: mRNA splicing, via spliceosome. The record is from RefSeq and is a predicted model, not a curated record. Gene Ontology annotation, cellular component: U4/U6 x U5 tri-snRNP complex.